AUGACUUAUGUUAUCGAGAACAGUAUCAGAAGAGUUGUACCCUAUUAUAAGUUAUAUCAGACUCAUAUAAAGACCCGAUGGGAAGGCCGAACACUAACAGAUGUGUUUACUAAGGAAUUUGGCCAACUGGAAAGUCAGGUAAACAAAGAAAUCGAAGAGAAUAAAUUGUAUGUGAUCUCUAGAUGUGGGUUUAAAGAUCAAUCAGAAUAUAAGGGAAGUGACGUGUAUACGAGAUUGAUAGCCAAAAAUGACGUGAUAUGUAAUUUGAAACAUAUUCAUGAGCCCGAAGUUAGUGAUAAUGGUAUAGAAAUAGUACACGAAUCUGACGAUUUAUUGGUUGUCAACAAACCUCCAGGAAUUCCAACUCAUCCAACUUCAAGUUAUCGAUACAAUUCAGUCUUGGAAAUCUUGAAAAAUGAUUUAGGAAUAGAUUUAUGGACUACACAUCGUCUUGAUAAGGUCACCACUGGAAUUUUGAUAUUCGGAAAGAACAAAGCAUCUGCUGUUGAUAUAAUGGAUAAGAUUUCUAGGAAGGAUAUUACUACAAAAGAAUACUUUGCUAGGGUCAAAGGGGAAUUUCCCGAGGGUAAAAUCCGUUACACAUGUCCUGUGUUCCUAGUCAAUGCUAAUGGGGGCUAUUUAAUGCCAAGUACCGUUCCCUUAAAUACCACCACAAAAUUCGAGAGAAUCAAGUAUAAUUCCGACUUAGAUGAAAGUAUCGUCAAGUGUUUUCCUAUAUCAGGUAAAAUGCAUCAGAUAAGAAUACACCUACGAAAUUUGGGGCACCCGAUAUCGGAUGACUUUUUCUAUCACGAUUCUUUGAAAAACACCAUAGAAAUGGAAAUCUAUAAACAUGUUUUCCUCAAAUAUCCCAGUUUAGAUAAGUAUCUGAAGGACGACUCAAACGAUGAUGAUACUCAAAUAGGUGACGAGGAGAUGAUCUCUUUCAGUCCCUUGAUUCUGGAGUCAAUCAAACAGGAUUUGGAGAAUCUAAAGAAACAAUCUUCCGAGAGAAUAGAAAGUUACAAGAAGGGCAAGAUGUGUGAGGAUUGUGGGAAAGAAUUGAUGGAGCCAGACCCCAAAAAAUCAUCCAUAUAUUUACAUGCAUUCCACUAUAAAUUCCCAGAAUUCGAAUUCCAAACAUCAUCACCAUCAUGGUGUGACAUAUAA
Molecule: messenger RNA, 1170 nt
Organism: Yamadazyma jaroonii
Lineage: Eukaryota; Fungi; Ascomycota; Pichiomycetes; Serinales; Debaryomycetaceae
Source: the annotation of a GenBank genome assembly